CACGCCCCCCCGCGCUGCUCAGAGCGGCAGCACCGAGACACCGAGCGGCCGCACCGGCACCGCCACCGCCCCAGCCGGCCGCCAUGGCCGAGUACCGCAGCCUGCUGGAGGAGCUGGCCCAGAACAUCACGGCCGAGGACCUGGAGCAGCUGAAGUCGGCCUGCAAGGAGGACAUCCCCAGCGAGGAGAGCGAGGCCAUCGCCACCAGCCACCACUGGUUCGCCUUCCUUGAGAAGCACAGCAAGCUGGACAGAGACAACCUGUCGUACAUCGAGCACAUCUUCGAGAUCUCGCGUCGCCCGGACCUGCUGACCAUGGUGGUGCAGUACCGCACCCAGGUCCUCAAGAUCUCUGAGGAGGACGAGGUGGACACCAAGCUCACCCGCAUCCCCAGUGCCAAGAAGUACAAGGACAUCAUCCGGCAGCCCUCUGAAGAGGAGAUCAUCAAACUGGCACCCCCACCCAAGAAAGCCUGAGGGGGGGGUGAGGAGGAGGAGGAAAAGGAGGAGGAAGGCUGUGGCCCCCCCCCCCCGUGUCCCCCUGCCACCUCUCCGGCCCCAGGGCACGGGCAGGCGGGGGGGGGCCAGCACGGUCACUAACAAAGUCUUAAUGCCCUCCCCCCCCACGUCGGGGCCCGGGGCCGGGGCGGCUCUGUGUGUGCGUGCACGUGUGGGUGUGCGUGUGUUUGGGGGGGGGGCGCUUUGCUAUUCCCAGGGACCCCCCCCCCAAGCCCUCACUGGAAGGGGGGACAGCAGAAACAGGGACCCCCCCCCCUCCAGUCCAAGUUGUGGCUUGGGGGGGGUGACAGGCACCAGGACCACCGCCUACCCCAGUGCCGAGGAGGGGACAGACAGGGCUGGGGACAGGGACCCAAGUAAGCGUCACGGAGGGGGUGCAGGGAUGAAGGAUAGGGCACGUCGGGAGGGAGGCGAGCAGCAGGGCUGAGCAGUGGGGGGGUGUCUUUAUUGACUCCCCCCAGGCAGGCUGGAGGAUGGUGUGAGUUUGUCAGGCCUCAGCCCCACAGGGAGGGUAGGGGCAUAUCUGUUGUGUCCCACCCCCAGGGGCUGCAGUGGGUGGGGGGAUGAGGAGGUGACAUGGGGGGGGCAAGGCAGUGGGAGCCCCUGUGCAGGGUGGUGAUGUUCAAGGGGGGGACCCCAGACCCCCCUCAACACCCCAGACCCUCCCUGGGCAUUGGGGAAAUCUCCAGUGGAAGGACACCCCUAAACUCCCACUUUGGCUGGGGGGGGGGGGCGGCACAGAACUGGCAGCCCCCCUCAAACCAGCCAGCCAGAUUUGGCAGGGGGGAGGGGGAAAUCCUUCCAGCCUCCCCCAAUGCCAUACUGGGAGGGAGGGGGUACUGGACUGGGAAAACAGGCACAGCCCCCAUUAGUGUGUACGUGGGGAGGAGGGUGUCUUUGGGGUACAGCUCUAGCUACUAACCUGGGUGGGGGGCUAGCAAGGGGGGGGACUGGAGAGAGUAUAUGUUAAUAUAUUUUAUUUAAUAAAAGCUAAAACCCGCAGUGCGCCUGUGUGCGGCCGCCAGCUCUUGUGUCCCCACCCUGUGUGUCCCCCCCUCCCCUAUUUAUUGUGUCCAGGACAGGGACCACAUUCAUUUUCCCCCCAAAACUGUGUCUUUUGUUGCAAAAUGACUGUUUGGGACCCCCCCCACACCCUCCUGGUGAGAUCCUGGGAGGGGGACAUGGGGACAGGUGACACACUAAUGUCCCCCAGCCCCCAGGGGGGGCCCUCCCUGCUCCCUCUACCCGCCUAAUCCCACUUCACCCCCCCGACCGUGCUGACUGUGUACAGAUCUCUCAUAAACAGAUGGAGAUGAAAGCUG
Molecule: messenger RNA, 1840 nt
Organism: Harpia harpyja (harpy eagle)
Lineage: Eukaryota; Metazoa; Chordata; Aves; Accipitriformes; Accipitridae
Gene: PEA15
Product: proliferation and apoptosis adaptor protein 15
Exons: 4
Coding region: 84-476 (130 amino acids)
Biological process (GO): regulation of apoptotic process; MAPK cascade
Molecular function (GO): protein binding
Source: RefSeq, a predicted model, not a curated record